AUGGAGUCGCUGCUGGAUGUUGGAUUGGAGGUGCAUCCAUAUUCCCCAGGAGAGGCUGAAGAUGGCACACAAUUUGCUGUACAGAUAACCCUGAAGCUCCCUGAUAAUGUGAUUUAUUUUAAAGUGCCUGUGGUAGCCCGAUGGGAUGCUGCAGGCCAGCAGUGGAGAACUGAUGGCAUCAGCGAGAUAACAUAUGAAGCAGAAGAAAAGAGCAUCACUUUUGGGAUGGGUGCCUUUUAUACAGUAGCCCUUUUCCAGGAUGCUCACCUGAACCUGCCCUAUCAGGCCUGGGAAUUGCACCCCACUGGGGUGGAUGAAGGACUCUUCACAGUUACUGCAGCCUUUGCAACCAUUCAGAUCCAAAUUAAGGAUAAUCAGUGUAUGUUGUCUUCAGUAGUGGUGGAAGAGGAGGAGGUGCUUUCCCACAUGACAGGAAAAUGGAUGAGUCCUUUUGCCCUCAGAGCAGCUUUGAAAAGAGCUGGAGUGAACAUUUUCCCAGCAGAGUACUCUCCCAAGUAUGUCCCUGUGCCCAGGAAGGCUGCCCUGGCAGAAGUGAAGGCCUAUGAGCAGAUGGCUCUGCUUGCAGCUGCUUUUGCUUUUGCUCACAGCAAGUGGAAUGGAGAAGCAGGGCCAGAGCGAGUCGUGUUCAAGGCAAGUGAACAUCUUACAGUGGGUUCUGCCAAAGACAACGACUGGUCUCUUUAUAUGUUCAAUGGUGAGAAAGUACAAAACCUCAAGCUCACUGAAACCAGUGAAGCUUUUACAGAAGAGCUGAAAGAAGAGUCUGAAUUUCACUCCACACUCCACCAUAUGCUCAAGGCUUCUGCCAGCAAUGAAGCCAUGGAUAAAGUGGAAAGAGCUGGCUUCCUGUUUAUUGAUUCUGUGUAUCAGCUGCUCCUUGCUACCAGAGUUUUAGCAUACUCUUAG
Molecule: messenger RNA, 927 nt
Organism: Pseudopodoces humilis (Tibetan ground-tit)
Lineage: Eukaryota; Metazoa; Chordata; Aves; Passeriformes; Paridae
Source: RefSeq, a predicted model, not a curated record